AUGGUUGAUCUGAAUCCCAGCACCCUUACCCUUCUUUUCGGGCCUCAGGAUCCCGACAUCGACAUUCGACACUUGACCGCACUUCGAACUGCCUUGCUGGAAACAAGUCAUCUCCAGUGGAUGGUGAACCUCCUGGUAAAACUACCGCAAGAAUGGUCAACAAUCUCCGCGGCCCAUCCUGAGCUCCAAGCUUUCCGGGGUCGAAAGUAUCUUGAUACGUUGAGUGAAUGGGUGAGAAGAGGAGAACUAUCCCAAGAGCUAUUUCCAUUGCCCAAUAUAUUGGUCACGCCAUUGGUUAUCGCAACGCAAUUAGUACAAUAUACCAAAUUUGUGGAGCAAAUGAACCCAAACAUCACGCGUGAGGAUUCCCUGAAGAGCGUGUUGAAGGUCAACACCGAGACAGCGGGUCUCUGUUCUGGGCUGUUGAGCAGUGCUGCCGUUGCUAGCUCGGGAAGUCUUGCAGAACUCGAAACACACGGCGCCGCCGCUAUCCGAAUGGCAACAGCUAUAGGUGCACUAGUCGAUGCAGCAGACUCGGAAGACGAAGAUGGCGAUAAGUGGCAGUCUGUCGCGGUUGGGUGGACAUCCCAGACUGCGGAAGAGAAGCUGCAUGGAAUCGCAGAGCGUUUUCCAGAGGCAUACAUUUCUGUCAUCUCUGAAGCCCGCCUGGCCACUCUCACUGUUCGAAAAGUGGAUGGGAACGAGAUCCUAAACCAGUUGAAGGAAGCUGGUUUGAUUUUCACAAAAACAUCCCUGCGUGGCCCCUUCCAUUGUGAGCGCCGCAGGAGCCAGGCUACGGCUCUUCUGGAUCUCUUUGACUCAGAGCCCAAGUAUCGCUUCCCGGCCACAUCACAGCUCGCUUUUAAAACACGGGCAGCCGAUGGCUCGAUCCUCCCCGUGGACGGAAAGCUCCACAAAAUGGCUGCGUGUGCAAUGCUGACGGAUCAGGCUGAUUGGCAUAAGCUGUUCACGACACUGCAUGAAUCGACCUCCCUGGUCGUAACCUUCGGAAGCCAGCGUUUCGUGCCCCAGUGGUUCCUCCGCAAGCUUGGCACUAAGCUGUCGCAUGCAGCCAAUAUCGAUAUCCAGGCAGAAAAUUGCUCUGCCCCAAUGUACGCUUUGCUAGACCCCACCCCACAUGAUUCCAUCGCCGUGGUCGGUAUGGCUUGCCACUUCCCCGGCGGUAGCGACCUGGAUGAGUUCUGGCACACAAUUUGUGCUGGAGAAUCGCAGGCCCGUGAAGUUCCCACCGACAGAGUGAACUUCGAGUAUUCAGCUUGGCGUGAGAACAAUCCAGACCGAAAAUGGUUUGGUAACUUCGUGGACGAUCAUGAUGUGUUUGACCACAAGUUUUUUCAGAAGAGCCCGAGGGAGGUUGUCUCGACUGACCCACAACAUCGACUGAUGUUGCAGCAUGUCGGUUGCUACGUCGGCAUUGGCGUAACGGACUACGAGAACAAUGUCGCUUGCCAUGAACCUACGGCUUACACAGCCACUGGAAAUCUCAAGUCCUUUGCUGCCGGCAAAAUCAGCCAUUUCUUCGGUUGGAGCGGACCGGGAGUCACAAUAGAUACGGCUUGUUCAUCCUCUGCCCUAGCAGUGCACCACGCAUGCCGCGCAAUUUUGGGCGGCGAGUGUGAUGCCGCGCUCGCUGGUGGAGUUAAUAUUAUGACAAGCCCCGAAUGGUAUCAGAACCUCGACGGAGCGUCUUUCCUCAGCCCUACUGGACAAUGUAAGCCAUUUGAUGCGGCGGCGGAUGGUUAUUGCAGAGGAGAGGGUGCCGGCGCUGUUUUUCUGAAGAAACUAUCUGCCGCGCUCGAGGAUGGCGAUCAGGCCCUCGGUGUUAUCCGCGGUUCAAGCGUGAACCAAAACGAGAACUGCUCUGCAAUUACUGCCCCCAGUAUCUCAUCUCUCAGCAAUGUCUUUUCCACUGUUCUCAGGAAAGCUAGACUUGAUCCUAAGCAAAUCUCGGUGGUGGAGGCACACGGCACCGGGACACAGGUCGGUGAUCAAGCCGAGUACAACAGUGUCCGCAGAAUAUUGGGCGGCCCAGGCCGUGCACAGCCUCUGAAUCUGGGAUCGGUCAAGGGCCUUAUCGGCCACCUGGAGUGCGGCUCUGGGAUCGCUGCCUUGAUCAAAGUACUGCUGAUGAUUCAUCACGGCUCCAUUCCCCCGCAGCCUGGCUUUCAGACCCUGAACCCAAAGCUCGGAGCCUUGCCAUCGGACAAUAUCGAUAUCUCCAAGGUUCUAAAGCCAUGGCAAGCAGACUUCCGGGCAGCACUGCUGAACAAUUACGGUGCCUCCGGCUCAAACGCCUCUUUGGUUGUAACCCAGACAGACCAAUUUACACGCGAAAGCAAAGCGUCCGGAAACAUCGACGAAUGGAGGCGUCCCUUCUGGUUUUCUGCCUUUGACAAUCAAUCAUUGCGAUCGUAUGCGUUCAAGAUGAUCCGAUUCCUACGAUCAAGAAAGCAAGAUGAUCACUGUUUCUUGAUCCGCAAUCUGUCUUACCAAUUAGCCCGCCAGUCGAAUUGCUCGCUUGGAGAGGCACACAUAUUCAGUUGCGCUUCAGUGGACGAGCUGGAAGCAAAACUUGUCAAUCUGGUAGAUGGCUCUAGCGAACCGGAGGCUUAUGAGUACUUCCCUGUGCUACGGACUCAUCUCGACCGAUGCCAUGAGGCCUGUUUAUCGCUGGGACUGAAAGGCAUUGUGCCAGCCAUCUUUGAGCGCCAGGCGAGAAGCAUCAUUGAAUUGCAGACUAUGCAAUUCGCUCUGCAGUAUUCCUGCGCAAAGAGUUGGAUCGAAAGUGGCGUGCAGGUCACAGCGCUCGUAGGUCACAGCUUCGGUGAUCUCACGGCCAUGUGUAUUUCUGGAAUGCUCACGCUCGAGGACGCCCUGAAGGUGGUCUCGGGACGGGCCAGAAUCAUUGAAGAGAAGUGGGGCCCGGAGAAGGGCUGCAUGUUAGCUGUUGACGGCGAGCGGGAGAUUGUCCAACAGCUGCUUCAACGGGUGAAUGACGCUUCCUCAGUCCCAGUUACGAUUGCCUGCUUCAACGGCCCCCGAAACUUCACUCUGGCCGGCACCGCUGCUGCGAUCGAACUUGUCAAGCAGACCGUAUCUUCUUCCCCCACCUUUUUCGACAUCAAGACAAAGGCCCUUGAUACUACCCAUGCUUUCCACUCAUGCUUAGUUGAUGAUCUGGUUCCUGAACUCGAGAAGCUCGGAGAAGACUUGAUCUUCCGCAAACCAGUUCUUCACCAUGAGAGAGCAACGCAAGAAUGUGCUAGCAGUCCGCCCCCAUCGACGGUAUUUGCUUCUCACAUGAGAGACCCCGUACACUUUGAUAAGGCGGUGCAGCGCCUGGCCGAGCGAUAUCCGUCGAGCAUUUGGCUCGAGGCGGGUUCGGGUUCGGGUUCGGGAGUAACAAGUCUUGCCAGCAGGACUGCUGGACUUUGGAAUAUGACUUUCCAGUCCAUCGAUAUCUCCCGCUCAGGAGCUGUCCAGAACAUGACCGACGCGACAGUCAACCUCUGGAAGGCAGGGCUUAACCAUUCUUUCUGGGAACAUGUCGGACCGGCAAUCGACCGUCCCAUCCUUUUGCUUCCACCAUAUCAGUUCGUCAAGUCCAAACAUUGGUUGGAGCGCCGCAAACAGCAAGUCAAGCAGAUCGAGUCAGUCGUGCAAAUACCCAAUACUCGAAACGGCAUGUGGUCGUUCAUUGGCUACGAAGACUCUACAAAGACACACGCACGAUUCCAGAUUCACCUUGAAUCGGAGGAAAUGAAGGCUUUUGUUGGGGCCCAUUUUAUCGCACAAACGGCGGCGAUUUGCCCCAGUAUGCUGCAGCAAGUCAUUGCUCGUGAUACGUUGGCAAGUCUGGUUGAUGUAUCAAAUCUGCUUCCCGCGCUGGAAUGCAUGGAGAGCGAGUCGCCUUUAUGCCUAGGCGGAACGAAACAAGUCUGGCUCGAUGCGGAGAUGGUUGAUGACAGCCCGAUUACCUGGAAAUUCCAUAUCACCAGCACGGAGAAAGACGUUGAUGCCACACAGCACGUUUCAGGUCGCAUGGUGUUCCAUUCGCCUGAAUCUGCUGCUCAGACCUUUGAAACAUACGAGCGAUUAGUCGAUCACAGGCGCGCUCUGGCCCUGCUGGACGGUGACGAGUCUGACCAAGUCAUCAAGGGGAGUCGUAAUAUCUACAAGGUGUUCUCACCUGUGGUGCAGUACAACAACGACAGUUACAAGGGGCUCCAAAAGCUGGCCUCUUCCAGAAACGAGUCUGCAGGACGCAUCGUCAAACAGGAUCCGACAAACACAGUUCUUAGCGUUGGUCUUGGUGAUACCUUCUGUCAAGUGGCUGGUAUCUUCUUGAAUUGCAUGUCUGAUUGCGAAGAUGACAAGAUCUUCCCGAUGGAUGCGAGACCAGAGCGCUGGGACGUAUAUGCGCGCCAUCAUCAACCAUCGCCCAAGGAGUACGUUAGCGACUUGUUCGUCUUUGAUGCCGAAACCAGCAAACCGGUGUGGAUCGUUUUGGGUCUUCAUUUCGUGGAAGUCUCAAUCGUCGGCAUGUCCCGACUCCUGACAAAGCUGACUGGUGGACAGCCAGUCCAACAGGCAGCUCCCACCGUAGCGGCGAUACCUGAUGUGGUUUCGAUCACUCCAAGAUUCGAGGCCUCCAAGUCAGCCGGCAUCACUGCUGUUGGUGGCAAGAAGCCAAGUGCGAAAGAAGAGACGAAGAAAGAAGUGAAAAAAGAGGCGAAGAAAGAUGAUGGGCCCGAUGUCCUCGGUGGUGUCCGAAGUUUGUUUAUCAACUUGCUGGGGCUUGACGCGGACGAAAUCCAACUCAAUUCGGACGUCGUCGAACUGGGUAUUGACUCACUGCUGGCCAUGGAGGUUGCUCGGGAGGUUGAAAAGUACUUCGGCAUCAAAUUCGAGCUGGAUGAGCUCAUGGAGAUGGUGGAUGUGCGGAGUCUGGUGAAUAGCAUUCGAGGCAAGAUGGGGGCAUCUGACUCCGCAACUCUUGCAGACAGUACCGACGAGUUUGCUACAAAUUCCUCGGCCAGUGACUUCGUUCUGCUUCAAGCCAGUGAGGAUGGCGAAACCAAUGGUGGACUGUAUAAGGCUGAUGCACAGCUCCCCACCCGUUCUAUCGCGGAUCUUUUUACACAGACAAAGCUCCAAACGGACCGAUUCAUCGCAGAAAAUCAGCUCUCCGGUUAUUCCCAUCACGUCCAGCCAAAAUUGACAGAGUUGGUCAUUGUCCACACACUCGACGCCUUCGACCAAAUGGGAUGCUCUAUUCGUUCUGCGAAACAGGGUGAAUCAAUCCCUCCCAUUCCUCACCUGCCCAAACAUGACAAGGUCAUGGCCGUUCUGCGAGGCUUGUUAGAAAAAGCGCGCCUUGUGGACGUGGAGGGCUCAACAUUGAUUCGCACAGCGAUUCCCGCUCCAUCCAAGUCAGCCUCCCAGUUGCUUCAAGACCUCUUACAUGAGUAUCCUGAGCACUCCUACGACCAUAAACUCACUAGCCUGACCGGAUCCCAAUUGGCGGAUUGUUUGACAGGAAAGACUGAAGCCAUCCAGCUGCUGUUUGGCUCUGCGGAGGGGCGAGAGCUCGCGGCGGGCAUGUACGGAAAGUCCCCCAUUAACGUGGCCUGGUUGCGGCAGCUGCAGCAUUUCUGGGAGCAGUUGAUCCACCACCUCCUAGCGCAACGCGAGGAGGCAAUCAACAUUCUGGAGAUGGGUGCCGGUACUGGGGGUACGACGGCGGCAUUGUUGCCGCUUCUCGCUCGCUCGAGAAUCCCUGUCUGCUACACAGCUAGUGACAUCUCGCCCUCGCUGGUGGCUGGACUCCGAAAGCGAUUCAAGGAGUACUCCUGGAUAAAGUUUGAGGUGCUUGACAUUGAAAAACCACCCCCAGCUAAGCUUCUGGAAAGCCAGCACGUUGUGCUGGCGACCAACUGUGUCCAUGCAACCCACAGUCUGGCGAAUACCACCAAAAACAUCCACAAAAUUCUCCGGCCCGACGGGUUUCUCAUUAUGCUGGAGAUGACUGAGGCAGUACCUUGGGUGGAUUCGGUCUUUGGAUUGGUCGAAGGGUGGUGGCUCUUUGAUGAUGGUCGCGAGCAUGCGCUCGCUCAGCCAGAGUUCUGGGAGAAGACGCUGCACGGCAACGGAUACGGUCAUGUCGACUGGAGCGAUGGCCGUUUGCCCGAGAACUCCAUCCAGCGCAUUAUAAUUGCGUUUGCCUCUCCUCAGAAUCAUCGCCGGGUAUCCACAUUUCCCCCUGCUCCUUCGAAGGUCCCGGCUGACGUUUUUGCCCGCCGAACAGUAACGGAGUGGUUGGUCCAAAAACAUACCAACGGCUUUGCUGCCCCGAUCUCGCGCUUGGUCAAUCACAGUCCUUCGCGCUGUGUGCUGGUUACAGGCGCCACAGGCAGUCUGGGAUCGCAUAUUGUGGCCCAUCUCGCUGAGCAACCGGGUGUUCGCAAGGUCGUUUGUCUGAACAGGGUGAGCAGUUCAGACCCAACCGCUCGACAACACAAGGCCCUUCUAUCCAGAGACCUCUUGUUAAAUGAAAACAUUACAAAAUUGGAUAUAAUAGAGACCGACACGUCCAUGGCCAACCUCGGUCUCUGCACCGCAGCCUAUCAAGAUCUCGUCGCGAACGUUACAGACAUUGUUCACAACGCAUGGCCCAUGAGCAUGACACGUCCUGUGCGCGGCUUCGAGCCCCAAUUCAAGUCCAUGCGCAAUUUGAUUGACCUUGCUCGUGAUUGCGGCAACGAAGGGCGAAAAGUGGGAUUCCUGUUCGUCUCCUCCGUCUCAGUGGUGGGCUGCCAUCCGUUCCUGAGCGGCCAAGCACGCGUCCCGGAGGAGAGAGUCGACGUAGAAUCCGCCCUGCCAAUGGGAUACGCGGAUGCCAAGCUAGUGUGUGAGCAUAUGCUUGACGAGACUCUGCACCGACACUCCGACGUCUUCUGCGUCAGUUCCGUGCGUAUCGGCCAGAUCUGCGGAUCGAAGAUCAACGGCCAGUGGAAUCCGGUGGAACAUCUCGUGCACUUAAUUAAGUCGUCGCAGACACUCGGAGUGCUGCCGGAUCUGGACGGGGUUUUGUCGUGGUGCCCAGUUAAUGAUGUGGCGGCCACAAUGGGUGAUCUGCUCAUAGGAGAGCAGCCCUCAUACCCAAUCUACCACAUUGAGAACCCUGUGCGCCAGCCCUGGAGCGAAAUGGUGACCAUCCUUUCCGAUACACUCAAUAUCCCAUCGUCUAACGUCAUUCCAUAUGGCGAAUGGCUACAUCGAGUGCGCCAGUUUCCGCCUAGUUUGACAGUGUCAGAGAACCCGGCGGCCAGGCUGGGAGACUUUUUCGAGAUGGACUUUUUACCAACAUUCAGAGGUUUGGGUCCGAUCGAUUGGUCACUGGUCAUGAGGUAUAUCCAGGCAUGGAAGCAGUCGGGGUUUUUGCGUUGA
This is a messenger RNA of Aspergillus viridinutans, 7470 nucleotides long. Its product is annotated as type I iterative polyketide synthase. Gene Ontology annotation, molecular function: acyltransferase activity. The transcript has 7 exons. The record is from RefSeq and is a predicted model, not a curated record. The coding region runs from base 1 to 7470 and encodes 2489 amino acids. Lineage: Eukaryota; Fungi; Ascomycota; Eurotiomycetes; Eurotiales; Aspergillaceae.